AUGGAUGGAAAAAAGGAACAUAACUCUCCAAAAGGAGCAACGAAUAACACGGAGAUGCUGUUUGCCUUACUGGCACAGAGCGAGGAAUUACGGAAAGAAAUUCCUGUAUGCACGGGUUGCAAUCAACACAUCGUGGAUCGCUUCAUUCUUAAAGUGUUGGAUCGUCAUUGGCACAGCAAGUGCCUGAAAUGCAUCGACUGUCAAUCCCAACUGGCAGACAAGUGCUUCAGUCGAGGCGACAGCGUUUAUUGUAAAGAGGAUUUCUUUAAGAGAUUUGGGACCAAAUGCGCCGCAUGUCAGCAAGGUAUUCCACCUACGCAAGUGGUAAGGAGAGCGCAGGAUUUUGUGUACCACCUGCACUGUUUUGCGUGCAUCGUGUGCAAGAGGCAGCUGGCGACGGGGGAUGAAUACUACUUGAUGGAGGACAGCAGGCUUGUAUGCAAGACCGACUACGAAACAGCCAAACAAAGAGAAGCAGACUCCACUGCAAAAAGGCCGCGAACGACCAUAACUGCCAAACAGCUUGAGACCCUGAAAAAUGCUUACAACAACUCUCCCAAACCAGCACGUCAUGUUCGAGAACAAUUAUCUUCAGAGACUGGCCUUGAUAUGAGAGUUGUGCAGGUGUGGUUUCAGAACAGACGGGCAAAGGAGAAGAGGCUGAAGAAAGAUGCCGGGAGGCAGAGGUGGGGUCAGUACUUCCGUAACAUGAAGAGGUCCCGGGGAAGCUCCAAAUCAGACAAGGACAGUAUCCAGGAAGAGGGCAUAGAUAGUGAUGCAGAAGUCUCCUUUACAGAUGAGCCCCCCAUGUCAGAGCUGGGCCACUCCAACGGCAUCUAUAGUGGCCUGAGUGAAUCAUCUCCUCUUGUGGGGGGCCGCCAGGGAAGCAACCACAGCUCCUUCCCCCUGGAGCAUGGAGUCCUUCCCUCCCAGGACCAGUUCCACGACAUCCGCUCCAGCAGCCCCUACGGACUCCCACAAUCCCCAGGCUCGCUUCAGGUCCUUCCCAGGCACCAGCCACUCAUCUCCAGUCUUGUCUAUCCUGACUCCAGCCUUUCUAUCAUGACCCAGGGUCUGGCGUCAGGGAUGAACACGGGCAUGAGGGUUAUGGGUGGUGCCAACGGCCCAAGCUCGGACCUGUCCACUGGCAGCAGUGGUGGCUACCCAGACUUCCCAUCAAGUCCUGCUUCCUGGUUGGACGAAGUUGACCACGGUCAGUUUUGA
Hypomesus transpacificus is the source of this 1224-nucleotide messenger RNA. RefSeq names its product LIM homeobox 3 (gene lhx3). NCBI's taxonomy places the organism in Eukaryota, Metazoa, Chordata, Actinopteri, Osmeriformes, Osmeridae. Gene Ontology annotation, biological process: regulation of transcription by RNA polymerase II; neuron differentiation. Gene Ontology annotation, cellular component: nucleus. Bases 1 to 1224 code for a protein of 407 amino acids. The record is from RefSeq and is a predicted model, not a curated record. The transcript has 6 exons. Gene Ontology annotation, molecular function: DNA-binding transcription factor activity, RNA polymerase II-specific; RNA polymerase II transcription regulatory region sequence-specific DNA binding.